UCGUCGGCCCCGCUGCAGCUUUGUCCGAAGCUGAUCUGAGAUGAGAGUGCGGGAACGGAUAGCAGCAUAGACUACCAAGAGGCUUCACCGCUGGCAGGAUCAUCACUGGCAGGAUCAACAUUGAGCGCAUACCACAAGAGCAACAUGCUCGCUCUUUGUUGAGAUGGCGACUCUAUCUCCUGAUGUCCGCGACUCUACUCUCAAGUCGCUCAAGCUCACCUGCCCCUCCGCCGAAGUCAUCCAGGAACCACAAUCUGCGUCGACGGUUGAAUCGCCUGUCAUGGAGCAACAAGGCUACCCAUUUCCCGAAGUUGGCGACGAAUGGUCCGACGAGGAGGUCCUGAUUCCCAGGCAUAGACGGAAGGCGCCCUACAUACCACCCCUCAAGUUCGAGAAAGUCACUGCAACGUCGGCCGAAGAUACAUCGUCGGACGAGUCUGCAGCCUCACCUCGUCCGCACCGACUAAGCGCGACUAUCAGCCCCCUCGUACCGCCCAAAAGUCCCUCGCGACCGGACGCGUCGAGGGGCAACAGUCAAGAUGACCUCAUACAGCGGUACUAUUCAGUCACCAAAGAGCGAGAUGCGCUGAGAAAAGAGCUACAAAGAAGGAGCAUGGGUCCGCAUGGCUUACCCGCCAAACGUACUGUCCUGUACAAGUCGGAGGAAAACACUCUGGUGGAAGAGCUGCACGCGCUGCGAUACGAGAUCCGCAUAUGGAGCGAAGAGUACUUUGGUGGGUCUGUCAAGGCUUCGAGCAAGCGUCCAUAUCUGCACAGAGCAAAGGAGCUGUUUGGGAACCUCACAGACAACUAUCACAUGUAUCUAAAGGAUCCAGAAGAGCGACCGCUUCUCAUACAGGCCUAUGUGUGGAUGAAGCUGCAACAGAAGAUCUUCAACAAUUGGCAGAAGGGAAGCGGAUAUGUCUGGGCAGGAAAGCUGGGGGACAGGAAGCUACGUGAGAUCAACGACACACUGCGCAAAGCUGUCAAAAACGAGGCUGAAGCCGAAGAGUACCACCAAUGGCGCGCCAUGACUGUAAACCUCCUAGUCCCCCAAGUAGACGGAAAAUGGCGUCCCACCUUCGAUGCUGCGCCCGUCCUAAAACGAAUAUCCCGCUUCUGCAGUCGUAUGCGGCGCAAACUACGGCCCUGGUCUACACAUUCCUUGCGCAAAGGAAAGGAACAGCUGGGAACAAUCAUCUCGGCGUCUGUUGCGUUGGACUUGAAGAUGAAGCGUCAGCUUGCCGACUAUCGAUUCGUUACAUUUACUGGUGGUAAGAAGGACCAAUACUGGGGCUAUGGAUUCUAUGACAGCGAAAUGGAAGACGUGUAUGAAGAUGAUGACGGAAACAGCAGUGGAGGAUACGGUGGCAGUGGCAGCGCAAAGGGCAGAAGAGUAGAAUUGGCACUUGCGCCUGCACUCGAACGAUGUGGUAAUGCUAAUGGACAUGUCUUUGAUCAGAGUUUCAUGAUGGUAAAGGCGGAUGUGAGUUGUAAGAGGCUGGAGAAACCAAAGAAAGAGAAAAAACAGCAGCCUAGGUCUAGAGGGAGUGGCAGUAAGGGCUUCUCGCUAACUACGUGGAGGUAGAAUUAAUGCAACUAUGAGACGAAUAACAACACACCACUCAGCUU
Alternaria alternata is the source of this 1632-nucleotide messenger RNA. RefSeq lists its product as hypothetical. The record is from RefSeq and is a predicted model, not a curated record. The transcript has 3 exons. NCBI's taxonomy places the organism in Eukaryota, Fungi, Ascomycota, Dothideomycetes, Pleosporales, Pleosporaceae. Bases 164 to 1588 code for a protein of 474 amino acids.